GUGUUGCAAAGGUGGAGGACUAUACUCUCCCUGGCUACUUUGACAGGCAGGAUACCCCUCUGCCUGAUGUCACCUAUGUUCAGGCCCUGACUCCUGAGCAGAAGUCUCUCAAGGAUAAAGAGAAGGGCUCAUGGGCUGCACUCUCCAAUGAAGAGAAGCUUGCAUUGUACCGCAUCAGCUUCAAAGAGAGCUUUGCUGAGAUGAACCAGGGAUCAUCGGAGUGGAAGACUGUGUUUGGAGGCAUCUUUUUCUGCGUUGGUUUCACUGGCCUGAUCAUUCUUUGGCAGAGACAUUAUGUGUUUGGACCUGUUCCACACACUUUCGACAAAGAGUACAAGGAGAAGGAGCUGCAGCGGAUGCUGGACAUGAGAGUCAACCCAGUGCAAGGCCUCUCAUCCAAGUGGGACUACGAGAACAAGCAGUGGAAAAAGUCACAGGACCAGUAAAUCAUCACACACUUGAAAGCAGACCCAGCUCAAAGAUACAAGAAUACCUUUAUUUCUGAUUUUUUUGUUUUGUUCACAUUUUACUGCAAUCUGUGCAUUUUGGAAGAUCCCUUCCUCCUAAGGUCCAUGUGUAUAGAAGAAUAAAAAUUAAAUUCAAA
Messenger RNA from Nematolebias whitei (Rio pearlfish), 604 nucleotides. It is a transcript of the gene cox4i1, whose product is annotated as cytochrome c oxidase subunit 4 isoform 1, mitochondrial. Gene Ontology annotation, biological process: mitochondrial electron transport, cytochrome c to oxygen. NCBI's taxonomy places the organism in Eukaryota, Metazoa, Chordata, Actinopteri, Cyprinodontiformes, Rivulidae. The record is from RefSeq and is a predicted model, not a curated record.